Thermochaetoides thermophila DSM 1495 is the source of this 1665-nucleotide messenger RNA. RefSeq lists its product as uncharacterized. The transcript has 4 exons. Lineage: Eukaryota; Fungi; Ascomycota; Sordariomycetes; Sordariales; Chaetomiaceae. Bases 1 to 1665 code for a protein of 554 amino acids. Gene Ontology annotation, molecular function: protein dimerization activity. The record is from RefSeq and is a predicted model, not a curated record.
AUGAUGGACUCGGACCCACUCAGACAUCUCGAGUUCUUCUCAAUGCCAAAUAACCAGACUGUCAACCCCGUUGACCAAGGCUUUUUGAACGUCACGGCAGCCCCCAACCCAGCGCUAUGGGACCCUGGGUUGAACGUUGACACUGCCGGCUUGUCCGUGUCGCCGUCCACGGCGCCCACCAGCCUGUCUCUCGAUUCCGUUACCCAACCACCCCCCGCUAGGGGGCUCACGAACCUCUCGCAACGAGAUCUUGCAGGGUUACCAGGCGGGCAAGGUAGCCAAGUAUUGCCCGCUCGCGGACUCACAUCACGAGAUGGACAUGAGAGGAAGCGCUCACGACUAAGCUCAGAGUCGACUCCGCUGGAUUCGGUCGACUACUGGAUCGAUUUCGAUAAGGACGACACGACCCUGCCCAGCAUUCCGGAAGGUGCAGAAACUGAAAGCAAAACCGUAGGUGGGAGUACCAAGCCUCAGAUGGACAAUCGACCCACCACCACCACGACACAGGCUUCGGCCCCUGCUCCAGCUCCAGUAUUUCCCCAGGCAUUCAAGACCGAAGAGUUUAUCGACGACAGCGCCCUGGAUAAUGCCCUCUCUGAAGAGGACGCGUAUUCAUCGAUCAACCUCACCGACCAACUCUCCAAAGUCGAUUCCGCGCCGCCUCAGGAAGUGCCGCCCCGCCUUUACUCAACCCCACUCAGCUGGGAACAACCGCAGCCGGGGAUACGCAUGGAUUCGUUAAUAGGUCUGAACAGCCAGACCCUGAACGAGGCCGAGCAGAGGCAGCUGAUUGCUAUCGCCAUGAACCCAGGGCCAACGCUGGGAGGGCUGGGCUCGAACAUCAACCUCAACUUCAGUGGGCUGAGCCCAGGCAUGCCCAUGACUUUUGGCGCUGGGGGGAAUGGGCUUGGGAACGUUAAUGUAGCGAAUCGGGUGCAAAGGCAUGUGCUUCCGCAACAGCAGCUUCCCUCUCAGCAACCGCAGCAGCAGCAGCAGCAGCAACAACAACAACAUCAUCAUCAACAACAACAACAACAACAACAACAACAACAACAACAACAACAACAACAACAACAACAAGAGCAGCCACAGCAACAGCAGCAACAGCAGCAACAGCAACAGCAACAGCAGGGGCAGCAGCAGCAUGGGCAACAGCAACAAGGACAGGGACAGCAGGGGCCGCAACAGCAGCAGCAAGGUCAACAACCUCAGCAGCAACAAUCGCAAACGACGACAACAUCAUCGCAGUCUCGCUCGGCGCAGCAGAAUCAGCAAAAGAAGCAAGGAGCGACAGGAGAUAAGCCAAAGCCCAAGGGAGAUCGUACGGCACACAACGACAUUGAACGCAAGUACCGGACGAACCUCAAGGACAAGAUUGCUGAACUGCGCGAUGCGGUGCCGUCUCUGCGGCAGAUGAUGGAGAACGCCGGUGAGGAUGAUGGGACUGGUACAAGGGUUCCCAAAGUCAGCAAGGGCACCGUUCUGACAAAAGCGACUGAGUACAUCCAUUACUUGGAACGGCGCAACAAGCAGAUUGUCCAGGAGCACCGCGAGCUCUCGCGUAAGCUGCAGGCCUUUGAGCAGCUACUGAAUGCGACGGCGCGGUCACAAUACGCCAUGCCGAGCUACAGCAGAACGUUGUUCGACCCAAGAGGUUUUUGCUAG